AUGAACUUCGUUCGGGCUGAAACCAUCGUGCAGGAGAUCACUGAUGAUGGCAAAGUUCGAGACAUCAUCACGCAAGUGAGGAAGUCGGAGGCGGAACAAGAUGCCGAGCGCCAAGAGGCAAUACUUCGAAGUUUGCCAGAGUUCAAGCGUGACGGGCAUUCCGCAGCUGACGCGAAAGCUGACGCGAAAGCCGCCGAAGCCGCCAAUGAACAGCAGGAGAAGGAUGAGGCAAAAGAGUACAACGUUCACACCAUCGACGAGGCGGAGUUUGAGCAUUAUCAGAAGAUUGAAGAUGCAGAGCGCGAGAAGAAGCGCAAGCUCAAGUCUCAGGACUGA
This is a messenger RNA of Effrenium voratum, 336 nucleotides long. The record is from the annotation of a GenBank genome assembly. NCBI's taxonomy places the organism in Eukaryota, Dinophyceae, Suessiales, Symbiodiniaceae.